Molecule: messenger RNA, 6248 nt
Organism: Stylophora pistillata
Lineage: Eukaryota; Metazoa; Cnidaria; Anthozoa; Scleractinia; Pocilloporidae
Molecular function (GO): protein binding; calcium ion binding
Source: RefSeq, a predicted model, not a curated record
CUACUCAACAGUGAUAUACUCUCAGAGACCAACUGGCAGUCCUUGUGGAGAGGAAGUGAGUUGUUUUGCUGCUCUUGAUUUGUAACUUAGUAUUGCUACGCCGAGAUAGUGCACAGCGAAAUGAAAAAGACAUGUCUGGGAGUGUUUUUUGUACUUGUGCUGUACUCUGUUGUGGGACGUGCAGCUUUUUAUGGUAUGGGGUUGUCAAAAGGCGGCUUAAACGUUUGUAUCGAACACAAAGGUAGGUCUGUUGCAAAAUCCCAGCAGGUGUCGAUUGUCCAUCAUCAAAGCUACAACAAAAGAUGUGGAUUAUUCGGAUGGAAACGUUGCAGAAGAUCUAGAACUUCAAUUGGUUACACAUGGAAGACGGUCUACGUUUGGACUACUGACACUUACUUGAUAUGCUGUAAAGGAUGGCAAAGAAGUGGAGAUAGCUGCCCAAUAGCAAUUUGCGAUAAUGGCUGCAGCCACGGCGGAAAUUGCACCCGUCCGAACUCGUGCAGGUGUACUCAAUUCUGGACUGGACCUUCUUGUACUAUAGAUGUAGACGAAUGCUCCCCAAACAAUGGAGGAUGUGAGCAAAGAUGUUCCAAUAAAAGGGGUGCAUGGAGAUUAUGCUAUUGCCAUCCAGGGUACAAUAUAAGCAAAUUUGAUGACACAAAGUGUCUUGAUGUCGACGAGUGCACUUACAGCUCCGCGUGUGCAUGCGCCUCCGGAUCAAAUUCAUGUGGAAAACGAUGUCUGAAUACGGUUGGAAGUUUUAAAUGCACGUGUGACGAUGGGUACAGACUUCAGAGUGAUACAGUAUGCACAGAUAUCGAUGAGUGCGCCGUGAAUAAUGGAGGCUGUAGACGUCAGUGUGUGAACUAUCCUGGAUGGUACAAAUGCAAUUGUCCGCGUGGUUUCCGCCUUGUUUCCAAGAAGUCAUGCAGAGAUAUAAACGAAUGUGCCAGCAACAACGGAAACUGUCAACAUAAAUGUAGAAAUCUGUUUGGCAGCCAUCGCUGCAGCUGCGAUAAGGGAUUUAAUUUAAACAGCAAUGGAAGGACCUGUUCAGACAUUGACGAAUGCAAGUUAGGUCACGACUGUCAAGAUGUUUGCAGUAAUACUCUUGGUGGUUACAAGUGCUCUUGCAGCAAAGGAUAUCAACUAACGACUGAUAAUAGGACAUGCACAGAUAUCGAUGAGUGUGAUCCUAGAGCCAUUGCUCGAAGUAACGAAACAGCUACUCUUUCUGGUUGUCAUCACAUCUGCACGAACGUCGAGGGAAGCUUUCAGUGUUCUUGUAGGAGAGGAUAUGCGCUGAUGUAUGACAAGAGACAGUGUAAAGAUAUUGAUGAAUGCCUUAGUGGAAGCCAUUCCUGUGACCAUAACUGCCACAACACAGAUGGCAGCUACGUUUGCUCAUGUAGACCAGGUUACAUAUUGUCAGCGGACAGGAAAAAAUACAAAGCUCAGCCUUGUGAGAAAGUUUUUUCUCCGCUUAAUGGCGGAAUGAAUUGUUCAGGACUUGUCACUGACGCCACCUGUUUAUUUUCUUGCGAACCGGGAUAUGAUUUGGUCGGACCACAGUCGAGAACAUGCCUUGCUUCUUCACGGUGGAGCGGAAAACUGCCUUUCUGUCAAGCAAAAAAUUGCAAGACGCUGACCACCCGUGAGAAUCAAACUAUAUCAGUGCCUUGCUUUACCUCCCUCGGUUCAACUUGCCAUUUUGGUUGUCGUCGUGGAUUUUUCUUGGUGGGAGACGGAGAAGCCAAUUGUAUCCUUAAUUCCAAGGGUGACGACGUUUCCUGGAACUUUGGAAGGUUUUCUUGUAAAGAGAUCAAGACCUGCCAACCUAAUCCAUGCAAACAAGGAGGGAAAUGUUUAACACUGAACGAAAAGGAAUAUGCCUGUAAUUGUGAAGGCACCGGUUAUAAAGGAAGUCACUGUGAAACUGGACAUGUCGUGACGCCGAUCUUUCCUAAACUACUCACCAAUACGAAAUCCGGGAGGCUUUUCCUUCUAGCAAGACCAUUGAGACGCCUCAAAGUGAUAUUAACAUCCGAGAAAGAAGUAGCAUUUCAGCCACAAUCAGUAGUCUUCGAUCCUUUAAAAAUAAUGGAAGGAUUUACAGUUUUAGCCGAAAAACCAGGAAUUCGAAAGAUCACAUAUGAUCUUCAGGGUGAAAGUGAGAACGAUUUUGAAGUUCCUACACCAGGCGUUUUAUUCAGUGCACCGAAAAUGUUCCCUAAUGGCAGCCUGAGCACAAAGCUGUUUCUUCGCAAAGGCGAGCUACCCACAGGCUGCGAGGAACAGCAAACAAAAGUUUCAUGUGAAGCACGUCUAAUAUCUACCGCGCCGUGGACAAAGAAUCCUCCUUCUACCAAUGGUAUCGUGCACAUCACAGCUGCCGACAACCUAAAUAUUCCUCUUUCUCUGAUCGGUUUAAAUCCAAGGAAUGGUGUCUCGCGGGAUAAGAUGAUUGAGGCUGGAAUGGCUAUGACCUCUUCUUCCAAACAAUACGCACUUCUGCAUUUGCGAAAUGGCACAUGCCAAGCAAGACUCACAGACUCGAAUAGCCUACUUGAGCUCAUACAGAAUGACGCAUUCGUGUCUUCGUUUAUGGGGGCUCUCUCAUCAGUGGCACCAGACUGGCUUUCAUUCUCCGUCGACGAGAACAACAACCUUUUUAACAUUCAGAACAUUGCAGCUAGUUUAGUUCCUAAUUUGGAACACUGCCCUGAAUUCCCCUUAAAUUCAGCAUCAAGUCUCGUCUAUUACCGUCCUACUGUGAAUUAUAAAAUCCGAGUCGCACAAACCGAUGUUUAUUUGUUCGCAGAUGGGACAACCUGCUUUGCAAUUGACAUCUGCAAACCUGGUUUGUUAGUUAGCCUUUCCAUAGGCCAGGCUAAUAUUUUAAAGAGCUCUCUGAAUAUCUUCCAGGACAUGCAGGAUAAAGGGCUCAGCCUUCAUGUGGAUUCGAUUGGUAUUCAUAAAGAUAAAGAAACUGCUCGUUUUGUAAAUGGAUUUAUUUGGAAUGGCCAGGAGUUACAAGAAUUGUCCCCUUUCCAUUUCAAUAUGUGGCUGAAAGGAAACCUGAACUGGAAAUUCGGGAUCCCAAAGCGCCUCCUCUUGACAUUAAGGAUGAGUGGAGAUGCCAUUAUCAGAUCUGAACGUAUGGACAGUCUAUUUACCACCCUUAUGUCUCAACGGAUGGACAUGCAAUUAAGAGGAGAAGCAUCUCUGAACGUUUCUGGAAGAGUACUCAGAAAAGACUUUAUCCUGAGACUUGGUUCAAUAAAAGCAAGUGGAAAAGCUAUCUUGGGAGGAAAAGCGGAAUGCAGCAAGAAAGUGCAAGGCAUCUUCCUGACACUUGAGAAAUCCUCCAACAAUUUUUUGGAAAAAAGCCCUUUUGCAACUUACAUUUGGCCAAUAGAGAAUCAACAUAUUCGUUUGGCAAUACUCAUGUCAGUAAGCAGAGGAAUGCAAGACAAUAUCGUCAACAUCGGUGAAGUUAAAAGCUUUCUUUCCAGCAUUAUUUCGCUAAUACCUGAUCUGCAAUAUGUCAUAGUCAAAGCCAAAGAAGUUAUACCCCAUGGUGAAAUUGCUCUCGAAAAAUCUUUUGACACUGUUUCGCAAAUGAAUGCUUCUGUGACCGAACUAGAAAAGAUGAUAACUGGAGAUACAGUGGCAGUUACACGAGCACUGACUCUCCUUAACCGUAUAGAAAAUAAGUUUAAAUACUUGUUAAGCAUCAUAGACGUCAUCAUAGACCAUAUUCCCUCUUCAAGCAACAAAGGAAAGUAUGCAGUGCUUUCAAACAGAAUUGACGGAAUUCAGGCAAGAUUUCCUACAGAGUUACGCCUCAAUCUUGAUGGAGAAUCAGUUAACCAAGCCUUUAACGGAAUAAGCUUCCAUUUCAGAGGCAAGCUUUGCUUGAAAAACCUGUGCCUUAAGGAUUUAAGCACAACACUUGACUACCUUACAGAGCGCAACUGCGUUUCUAACACAACACAUACAUCAGUGUUUAGAGGAAGAGGAGAAGCCUUGAGGCAGAUGGCUUUAAGUCAAGACAACAUACUGACGCUUCCUAUGGGACACGUUGUUGAAUUCUUCUUUCCGAGAGACUCUAAGGAGGUGUCAGGUCAUUUCGCGGGAAUAAGUAAUCUUUUGGCCGUUAAUCAGUAUGUUAAUGUAUCAUUAACUAAGAAUCAGCUAUCGUUUGAAAUGCAAGGGAAGAUAUUUGAUAGAUAUAUGGCGAACAUGAACGUAGUGGCAGUGAUUGGUCAUGCUUCAGACUGGAGCUCCUUAAUCUUCGCAGUUAACGGAAGAAUGACGAAUUCUUCCCAACUUCCAAAUCUUCUUCAAAGGCGGGUGACUGCCUUUGUAAAUUUCGUAGCAGAGAGAGCUGUCAAACGAGUUGAAAGGUGUGAGAGAUCGAUAUCGCGUGCUGAAGAAAAGCUACAGAUCGCAAAGGAACUGGUGAAGAAGAAAAAGUCUAUUUUCGAUGAAGCAUUGUUAGAAAAGCAACGAAGACUUUCCAGAUUCCAAAGAAUAAGCACUGAAUAUGGAAAAGCAUCACUAGAGCUCGAGUCUUCCCUGGAUCAGUUUUUAAAAGUAAAGAACAGAAAAAUAUGCCAAUUCUUGUCCUGUGAUUUUAUCGAUUCCAACACUUACAUACCAGCGGUUUGUCAAAAGCCAGUAUUUGUGAAUUACACCGUGCCCGUUUGCCGUAGAGUGAAGGAUACAGUGAAAGAAGAAGUCAUUGUUUCAAAAGUGGAAAAGAAAAUCCAAAUGAUCCCAAGUUCUACGCACACACGAGUUAAUAAAUGUGGAGGGGGUUUUUUGGGACUUGGAUUUAUACAGGACUUUUUCUUUGGCUGCGAUAGUUACACAGUAUCUGGUCCAAUGAAACGAAUCGAAUCUUAUGUAACAAAAAACUUUCACGAAUACAAAACGAAAGAGAUCCAAAGGUUCAUUUGCGAUUCAGAAAAGAUGGAAACUGUGAUUUCUGGUUAUCACAUGUACGAAUGUCCAAAAAAUGAAAGCAUAAAAGUUCUAGAUCCAGCGUGCGUCUCGCACAACACAAAUUGCUCUUUUGAAUUGGACAGCCUUGCCGCUGAAAUAGAGUUUGAAAAUGAGACCAUGUUUAGAGACUUUCAAGAUAUGCUAGUGAAAGGAAAACAUUCCACCCGUGCUCAGUUGGAAUUAAACAAGGCAGAAAUAAAGUUUGAAAGUGGUGUAAGGCAGUUAGAGCUGGUUCGAGCACGACUUCAGCAGCGUGAGUUUGCUCGAAAAGCUAUUAAUCUCAACACAGUGAAACAGAGAGAAAAACUGGGUCUAAAAAUUGGUGAAAAUAUAAAGAAACGUAGAGGAAAACCACUGAUCUACGUAGAAAGUCUUGCAUUCUCGGUUGCACUGACCUCUUCAUCGGCAAAGACGAGAUUUCCCCUCACAGUUUACGUUAGGACAUUUGAAGGCUUGCAAAAAGCAAUUCAGUUUCCUAUGGACUUCAAAAAUGAAGACGAUUCCCUGGCCUUGGCGUCAAAACGUAUUGUGAACACGCUUUUUGGAACACCCAACGUAAGAAGGCGUAGGUCAUUAAGAGACGAAUUCAUCAUCUCCAAAGCAAAUGACACCGACUUCUCAAUUGACAGACACGAAUGUCAUCUUUCCAAAGAGGCCCACAUUCUAUUCUCUGAUAUCGUUGAAUCCAUGUAUUUUUCAAUUGAAAGUAAGCGAGGAGUUGAUCAAUCUGUGUUUGCAGGCAUCAAAGGAAUAGAAGAGCUCAACUAUGACGAUAAAAACGAUGGAAACAACUCUUACAGCGAUAUGAUCCAGUUUCUCAAGAAUGCUCAGCUUAACAUCACAGGAACGACAUCUUGGAGCGACAUACUAAGUGAUGCACGUGGAUUUCUCGAUGUAAUGACGCAGAGGAAGAACUUUACACAAUGUUCGGGGAUUUCUGAUUGUGCUGGCUUCUUCUUUGACAGUUUGGAUGAAAUGUAUGAAAUGGAAAAUCAUCCCAGGGCAUUCGAAAUCAAAGACGCGCUUCACUCUUUAAACAAGAUCAUUAGCAGUAUUUUGAGGGAGAACAUUACUGUGUCAUUGUUAGAAAGAAAGCUAUCGCGAGCGAAGUCUUUCAUUAGCGGAAGCAAUGAUGAGAUGAUACUCUGCGGCCAGAAACCCACAAUCAGGAAAAAUUCUCCAGUGAAAGUUGUUGCACUCCUUGGCGAAGAUAUCGAUUGACUGUGUGAGGCUGAAAG